Messenger RNA from Suricata suricatta (meerkat), 3691 nucleotides. It is a transcript of the gene BMPER, whose product is annotated as BMP binding endothelial regulator. The transcript has 15 exons. Gene Ontology annotation, molecular function: protein binding. The record is from RefSeq and is a predicted model, not a curated record. Lineage: Eukaryota; Metazoa; Chordata; Mammalia; Carnivora; Herpestidae. The coding region runs from base 26 to 2128 and encodes 700 amino acids.
CGCCCGGGAUUCCCUCCAGGUGACGAUGCUCUGGUUCUCCGGCGUCAGGGCUCUGGCUGAGCGUCCCUGCCGGCGCUCGCCCGGGAUUACCUGCUGCGUCUUGCUGCUGCUCAAUUGCUCGGGGGUCCCCAUGUCUCUGGCUUCCUCCUUCUUGACAGGUUCUGUUGCAAAAUGUGAAAAUGAAGGUGAAGUCCUCCAGAUUCCAUUUAUUACAGACAACCCUUGUAUAAUGUGUGUCUGCUUGAACAAGGAAGUGACCUGUAAGAGAGAGAAGUGCCCAGUGCUGUCGAGAGACUGUGCCCUGGCCAUCAAGCAGAAGGGAGCCUGUUGUGAGCGGUGCAAAGGUUGCACCUAUGAAGGAAGUACCUAUAACAGCUCCUUCAGGUGGCAGAGUCCUGCACAACCCUGUGUUCUACGUCAGUGCCAGGAAGGUGUUGUCACAGAGUCUGAGGUACGAUGUGUUGUUCACUGUAAAAACCCUUCCGAGCACCUGGGAACGUGCUGCCCGUCAUGUCCAGGCUGUGUGUUCGAAGGUGUGCAGUACCGAGAAGGAGAGGAAUUUCAGCCAGAAGGAAACAAAUGUACCAAGUGUUCCUGUGUUGGAGGCAGGACACAGUGCGUGAGAGAAGUCUGUCCCAUUCUCUCCUGUCCUCAGCACCUUAGCCACACUCCCCCGGGACAGUGCUGCCCCAAAUGUUUGGGUCAGAGGAAAGUGUUUGACCUCCCAUUUGGAAGUUGCCUCUUUCGCAGUGAUGUUUAUGACAAUGGAUCUUCAUUUCUCUAUGAUAACUGCACUGCAUGCACCUGCCAGGACUCUACUGUAGUAUGUAAGAAGAAAUGCUCUCACCCUGGUGGUUGCGUCAGAGGGGAGGAGACCUGUUGUGAAGAGUGCCUCCUGAGAGUGUCUCCAGAAGAUGUCAAAGUGUGCAAGUUUGGCAACAAGGUGUUCCGGGAUGGAGAGAUGUGGUCCUCUGUUAAUUGCACCAUCUGUGCUUGUGUGAAAGGCAAGACAGAGUGUCGAAAGAAGCAGUGCGUUCCCAUCAGCAGCUGCCCACAGCCUGAGCUUCGUUCAAUUCACCUCGGCAACUUGAAACCUUUCAAGGUUUUAUGCAUUUUGGGAAAAUGUCAAACCUAUUCAGUACCUUCCGAGCCCGGCGUUUGCACGGUAUUCGGAGAUCCCCACUACAACACUUUUGACGGACGGACAUUUAACUUUCAGGGGACGUGUCAGUACGUUUUGACGAAAGACUGCUCCUCCCCUGCCUCGCCCUUUCAGGUGCUGGUGAAGAACGACGCGCGCAGGACCCGCUCCUUCUCCUGGACCAAGUCGGUGGACCUGGUGCUGGGCGCCAGCACUGUCAGCCUCCAGCAGCACUUGACCGUGCGCUGGAACGGCUCACGCAUCGCGCUGCCCUGCCAGGCGCCGCACUUCCACAUCGACCUGGAUGGCUACCUCCUGAAAGUGACGACCAAAGCAGGUUUGGAAAUAUCCUGGGAUGGAGACAGUUUUGUCGAAGUCAUGGCUGCCCCUCACCUCAAGGGCAAACUCUGUGGUCUUUGUGGCAACUACAAUGGACACAAACGUGACGAUUUAAUUGGUGGAGAUGGAAACUUCAAGUUUGAUGUGGAUGACUUUGCUGAGUCCUGGAGGGUAGAAUCCAACGAGUUCUGCAACAGACCUCGGAGAAAACCAGUGCCUGAACUGUGUCAAGGGACAGUGAAGGUAAAGCUCCGAGCUCAUCGAGAAUGCCAGAAACUCAAAUCCUGGGAGUUUCAGACCUGUCACUCAACUGUGGACUAUGCCACUUUCUACCGGUCCUGUGUGACAGACAUGUGUGAAUGUCCAGUCCAUAAAAACUGUUACUGUGAGUCAUUUCUGGCAUAUGCCCGGGCGUGCCAGAGAGAAGGCAUCAGUGUCCACUGGGAGCCUCAGCAGAACUGUGCAGCCACCCAGUGUAAGCACGGAGCUGUGUAUGAUACGUGUGGUCCAGGAUGUGCCAAGACCUGUGACAACUGGAACGAGAUCGGUCCAUGCAACAAGCCUUGCGUCGCAGGCUGCCACUGUCCUGCCAACCUGGUCCUUCACAAGGGAAGGUGCAUCAAGCCAGUUCUUUGUCCUCAGCGGUGACCUUUGUUCUGCUCCCAAGACUUUGAAACCUGGUGUCCUUGACACUGAAGUGGAAGAGCCAAUGAAGGACUGCAGUAUUUGUGUGCUCAUUCUUCAAACACACACACACACACACACACACACACACACACAUACAGAGUAUAUACGUGUACAUAUAUAGAUAUAUAGAUAUAUUCAGAAACAUUUCAUCAUUUAUAUAAACUAUAGGUGGAUUAUUAUAUGUAUAUUUUUUGCUAUAAGACAUGUAUUAUUUCUAGGAUCCUAAUCUGUAAGCCAUUGGAUACAUUGUAUAAAUAAGCCAGGUGUUUGUAAUUUAAUAAGGCAGCAUGCAGACAUAUUGGAUGGCUUUAACAUCACAUACAUUUGUCAUUUUUAAGAAGUUUUCUAAGAAACCUAAAUUGCCUGCCUGCAUUAAUUUUAGGAUUGAAUCAAGACUUGCAGUUGAGUGGAAAAUGUGUUUCUCUAGAGAAGGGCAAUGUUAUCUAGGGGCAUUUCAUGCUUCCAAAGAAAGGAAUGUAUGCCCGAGAGAGAUGGCUAGUGAUUGGUGACAGGCCCUAAUGGUGCAUGUAAAGCAAGGGAUAGGUUGUUAGACUUUAUUGGGUCAUGGUCCAAUAUUAGUUCCAAAACCGAUUGGCUAGUUGCCAAGAAAUAUAUAUUUGUCAGUGGAGCAUAGCCAAAGAAUUGAAUGGUUUCUUGCCAUCUUUGCGUAUUCCUUGAGUCACCUAAUUAUACAUGUGUGUAUGAUGGAUGUGUCCAUUUAUAUGUCACAGUGAAAUUAAAGAAUGUUUGGGUCACAUGCCAGCUUUAUUGAGCUUGAACAGAUAUUUAGGACACAUUUUGCACAACAUAUGAAGGAACAGCCACUUCUCUGAAUCUCAGAGCAAUUAAGGAUGGGCAAAUAUAAUGAGUUGAUGUAAGCCAUCUACAUUUUGUGACUAUUCCACAUGUAAAAUGAAAAUCAUUAAUUAUUUCUAGAGGAUUCCUAGCCGAGUGCUAUUUGGUGACUAUUAAUAUGUCAUGAUUAUAUAAAAAGAAAGCCUUUCCUGACCAGUUGAUUUAAUAUCAGUCCAAAGACUGGUCUCUGUAUUUGCUGUAGUUUUCUGAUAGUUUACUACUGGUCAUCCUAUGAGGUUCCUGCCUUUUGUUUUCAGUUAAAUAAGUGAAAAUUUCAACAAAACAAAACCCACUGAUGUUUCAAGAUACUAUGUUCCAGUGUGUGGUCAAUAAAGGGCUAAAUAUUUAAAAACAAUGCAUUUUCUCUUUCAAGAUGUGCUGUGUUAUACUUUAUAAGUAAUCCAUAUCAACUUUGAUUUGGCCAAUUUUUAACAGCUUUAUUUAGAUAUAUUUUAUGUAACCUAUAAUACUUAAUUUUUAUAAAGAGUACUAUUAUUAGACAAUAGGAAACCCUCAAAUUUUUUUUACAAUCAGCAUAUUGCCAUUGCCUGUUACAACAUUUGUGUUCCUUUUACCUAUAUACAUGACAGCUAAAAUAUUAAUUUGGAUUAUUUUUACUGGGACAUCUUUAGUUGUUUGAGUAAACUGAAUAAAGUACAGAGUAUAAUA